Molecule: messenger RNA, 3197 nt
Organism: Artibeus jamaicensis (Jamaican fruit-eating bat)
Lineage: Eukaryota; Metazoa; Chordata; Mammalia; Chiroptera; Phyllostomidae
Gene: KCNJ15
Product: potassium inwardly rectifying channel subfamily J member 15
Exons: 3
Coding region: 342-1562 (406 amino acids)
Biological process (GO): potassium ion import across plasma membrane; regulation of monoatomic ion transmembrane transport
Cellular component (GO): plasma membrane
Molecular function (GO): inward rectifier potassium channel activity
Source: RefSeq, a predicted model, not a curated record
UCCUUAAGACACACAGCUGACAUCAGGGACUCUUCUCUCUCUCCCCCUCCCUCUCACUUUCUCUCCUUCCCUCCCUCCCUCCUUCCCCAGCCCUCCCUCCCUCCGCCCAGUCUCUUCCAACCUCCUUCUCUCUCUCUCCAGCUCCUUCAGGUAAAUCCUACUCUGACUUGUACUGACUCGUUUCUGACUGACAGGGAAGGGUGAGAGAGUCGUCUUCAUUCUGAGAGAUCCCAAACACCUACCCAGGGCGACCUGCAGGGACGGCUCCUUCCUUUGCCCGGACAGAGUGCACCCCCAGCCAGGAGCCAGCCUCCUCGCCAGGCAGGCGACAGCAGAAUCCCAUGGUAGCCAGGUGGGUGAAGGGGAGCCGGGACGGUCCACCUACCUUGAAGAAGACGGCGUCUGACCUGCUGAGUGGUCCCAAGAGCCUGCUGAUGGACCCAAUGCGCCUCAGCAUGUCCAGCGCUCCCCUGGUGAAGCACACAGCCGGACCUGGACUCAAGUCCCACAGACCUCGGGUCAUGUCCAAGAGUGGACACAGCAAUGUGAGAAUCGACAAAGUGGACGGCAUAUACUUACUCUACCUUCAAGACUUGUGGACAACGGUGAUCGACAUGAAGUGGAGGUAUAAGCUCACCCUGUUUGCCGCCACGUUUGUAAUGACCUGGUUUCUUUUUGGAGUGAUCUACUAUGCCAUCGCGUUCAUUCACGGGGACUUAGAGGUGAGUGAGCCCAUUUCAAAUCACACUCCCUGCAUCAUGAAAGUGGACUCUCUCACGGGGGCGUUUCUCUUCUCCCUGGAGUCCCAGACAACCAUAGGCUAUGGUGUCCGCUCUAUCACAGAGGAAUGCCCUCAUGCCAUUUUCCUGUUGGUGGCUCAGCUGGUCAUCACGACCUUGAUUGAGAUCUUCAUCACGGGCACCUUCCUGGCCAAAAUCGCCAGACCCAAGAAGCGGGCAGAGACCAUCAAGUUCAGCCACUGUGCUGUCAUCACCAAGCAGAAUGGGAAGCUGUGCUUGGUGAUCCAGGUGGCCAACAUGCGGAAGAGUCUGCUCAUUCAAUGCCAGCUCUCUGGCAAGCUCCUCCAGACCCACGUCACUAAGGAGGGGGAGCGGAUCCUCCUCAACCAGGCCACCGUCAAAUUCCAUGUGGACUCCUCUUCUGAGAGCCCCUUCCUCAUUUUGCCCUUGACAUUCUACCACGUGCUGGACGAGACCAGCCCCCUGAGAGAUCUCACACCCCAGAACCUGAAGGAGAAGGACUUCGAACUCGUGGUCCUCCUCAAUGCCACCGUGGAGUCCACCAGCGCCGUCUGCCAGAGCCGCACAUCCUACGUCCCCGAGGAGAUCUACUGGGGCUUUGAGUUUGUGCCCGUGGUCUCUCUCUCCAAAAACGGGAAGUACGUGGCCGACUUUAGUCAGUUUGAGCAGAUCCGGAAGAGCUCCGAUUGCACGUUUUACUGUACAGACUCCGAGAAGCAGAAACUGGAGGAGAAGUACAGGCAGGAGGAUCAGCGGGAAAGAGAACUGAGAACACUUUUGUUGCAACAGAGCAAUGUCUAAUGGUAGAACCAUGGCUUCAGUUUCACUCUGCUAAGGUUUCCAUACCUGAGUUCCUUUCCACCAAAAAUGUGUGGAUGCACUCUAAAAAAAAAAAAAAAAACCCAAACUGUGCAAAUGUGCAAAAUCUAUCUUUUCCUUUGAUCUGGUGGCUAAACAAGAGUCUCCAAUUUUAAGAGGGUUCCUUGUUUAAAUGCUUUGUCUGAAACAAACUCUCAAAAUUCGAAUUUUCUAAAAUGGGCUACAUUUCGAAGACCUUGGUGCAUGGCACUUGCAAAAAUGUCCUGUUGGAUGGAGAGAGACAUUCAGCAAUGCUGACAGUGAAUGGCAAUGCCUUUCUGCAUAAGGGUAGCAGCUGUAACAUAAGGUAUUUAUUCAACCCAACUAUCAAAGACAUUAUGGCUGAGACUUGAAAUGUGGUUCACUUUGAUAUUCACUAUAUCAUUGCUUUAAAACACUUUUUUUUCCCUCAGGCAGAGAAAAUGUUAUAUAUACUGGAGGCUAUCUGGUAAUACAGAAAAUGGGGCAGGGGGAUAUAUUUUGUACUCACAGAAUAUAAUAAUUCCAUUGUUACCUUUUUUCCAGUGGAUUGAAUUGUGUAGAGUAAAAUCGAUCAAUCAGGAGUUAAGGGUGGUGGAGACAUACACCAAUGGAGCUGAGGCUAUUUGUUCACACUCAUUUUCUGUUGGAACAUGCCCUUUCUGUUCCAAAUGUGGACCACAGACCAGCAGUAUCAAGCUCCAUCUAGGGGCUUAUUAGUAGUAUAGACACCCCAGCCACACCCAACUUAGAGAAUCAGAGUUUGUAUCUUACUAGGACUCCCCAAGUGACUUGUGUACAAAUGAGUUUGAAAAACUCCUCUCUGGGCAGUGUGUUCGAGGAACCUUCUGAAAAUCUGUGGGACUCUGUGGGUCCCAGGUCCAUGUGGCCUCUGGACCUGUCCUUCCUGUAGUUCAUUCUUAUGAACCACACUUCCUUUCAGCCACUUCUUUCCUUAUCUGUUAAGAUGCCUUGUCCCCAGAGGAAGUGCCAUUGACAUUCUGAGAGCAAAAUAAAACUCUUGCAAGUAAUGGUUGUCUCAUUCCAGCUAAGUAUUGUAUCUGGUUGUGGAGAAGAGUUAGAACAAAAGAAAAAUUAAGCUGGGUAAGAAUCAGACAUUUGCUCGGAUGUUGAAAUCUGGAAAGUUGAAUGGUCCCGCAAAACAGGAAUUGCAAGGGGAAUUCAUACCCAGAUGGGUCUGGGAAGCAUGAGCAAAAUCCGGUCAUCGGAUAACAUGUCAAGGAUGUCCUCAGUAUUUAAACAAAUCUUGUGCAACUCAGUGUUACAGAGUAACACUUUGCCUUCAGCAGAAUUUAGAUACCAGGCACCCUGUAUUUCUCUGCUGCAGGGGAUAAAUGGGCUAGGAUUGGCUAAAUGCACAAAAGGUGAAUUCUCAUUUCAUUCAAAAUGGGAUGGAUUUGUGUAUUUGCUCAAGAAGCAUAUGACUGUAAGUGUGUAGGUGCUGCUUGGACAUACACGUGAGCCCACAUGUGUACACACAGGCAUGCACAUAUACACAGGGACUCGCACACUGGCUCUUGAAGCACAGUUGUGGAAAUUGUGGGAUUCCUCUAGGAUUGGGGACACUGGGACUCAGGG